AUGCUCUGGUGUUACUGGGGUUACUGGUGCGCUACUGGGGCUGCUGCUGCUGUUACUGGGGUUACUGGGGUUGCUGGUGGUGUUACUGGGGUUGCUGGUGGUGUUACUGGGGCUGCUGGUGGUGUUACUGGGGUUACUGGUGUUACUGGAGCUGCGGGUGGUGUUAUUGGGGCUACUGGUGUUACUGGGACCACUGGUGUUGCUGGGGUGGCUGCUGUGUUACCGCUGUUACUGGUGCUACUGGGCCUGCUGGUGUCACUGGUGUGUUACUGGGGCUGCGGCCCCCGGCAGGCCCCAGGACCCCUCCCCAGAAGCGCCGGGGCCGGGCCGGGCCGUGGCGAGGGGGUGCGGGGAGGCCCCGGGCCGUGUCCCAGCCCCGGUCCCGGCCCCGGGGGCGCUUUGCGGCAGCGGCGCUUUGCGGCCGGGCCCGGUGGGCUUUUAGGACGCCUUCCGCGGCUUCUUCGGGCUCCCGGGGGGCCACAGGUACCGGGACGGGCUCGGGAUCCCCCCCCCCCCCCCCCCCCAGGACCCCCUUUCCCGGUCUCAGCCCCCCCUCCGCAGGCCCCGGGACCGCCGCGGGACGAGGCCGGGGACGAGGCCGCCGAGGGCCUCCCCCGGCCGCCGCAGCCCCCCGAUGGCUUCGGCUUCGGCCCCGGCCCCGGCGGCGCCCUCGAGGAGCUGCUCCGGGACGCGGGCGAGCUCCUGGGCGCCUUCGGGGGAGCCUGGGCCGGGCUCCCCCCGGCCAUAGAGCCCCCCCUGCCCGGCCUCGGCCCCGGGCGGCCGCCGCGCGACUCGAUGCUGAAACACCCGGACGGCCCCGAGGGCCCCCGAGACCCUGCCCGGCCCUGGAGCCCCCUCCCGGGGCUGGAGGACGCUGCCCCGGCCCCUCCGGAGCGCAGGGAGGACCGAGAUCUGGACUCGUAGGCGUCCUCCAUGGGGCUGGGCACCCUCCUGAGGCCCGAUGAGCCCCAGCCCCGCUCCUACUUCAAGAGCGUCUCCGUCACCAAAGUGACGCUGCCUGAUGGGGCGGUGGAGGAGCGCCGCACCGUGCAGGACAGCCACGGCUGCCGCAAGACAGCCGUCACCCUCCGGAGGGGCGACCAGACCUUCGUCACCACCACCAAGGAGGACGGGCAGGGCAAGGACUACCGCGAGGAGCUGCUCAACGUGGAUGACCGGGACCUGGCGCAGUUCGCAGGCACGUGGCCGCAGCAGGACGAGCUCCACGCUCCCACCCUGAGCGACCCCUCGUCCGUGCUGGGCACCUUCUUCCGCCGCUGGUUCUCCGGCUGGUAGCCCUGCCCUCCCGCUGGCCACCCCUGGUGGGCCGGGUCCUGCUGGGACGCGACGGCUGUGCUGGGGGUGCCCCGCGGCACCACCAUGUUUUGGGGGCGAGCGUGUAAAUGUGUACAGAGCAAUAAAGUCUGUUUAUGCUAA
Molecule: messenger RNA, 1437 nt
Organism: Oxyura jamaicensis (ruddy duck)
Lineage: Eukaryota; Metazoa; Chordata; Aves; Anseriformes; Anatidae
Gene: HAX1
Product: HCLS1 associated protein X-1
Exons: 7
Biological process (GO): regulation of actin filament polymerization; negative regulation of apoptotic process
Cellular component (GO): clathrin-coated vesicle; mitochondrion; actin cytoskeleton
Source: RefSeq, a predicted model, not a curated record